AUGUCUGCAACUGACGCCACAAACAAUGGCGCCCUCGAGAAGGACGUCGGGUCUUCUGCCCAAGACAAUGGGGCCUCUGUCUACCCUCAGAUGUCGGCGGAAGAGCACUCUGUCGCGCGCGCGGCCGCUCGCUUCGGUUACGGACCUCUCGCCCACGUCAACGCCAGCGAUGCUGUUCUCCGCCCCUUCGGUGGUGAGUUCCAGCCCGGUCUGUACAGAGAUGUCAAGGAGCGCAAGUUCGGUAAUCCUGCUCCUCUUGGCCUGAGCGCUUUCGCCCUCACCACUUUUGUCCUCAGCGCCAUCAACAUGGGCGCUGCUGAUCUCUCCAUGCCUAACAUCGUCGUUGGCCUCGCUUUCGGCUAUGGCGGUCUCGUCCAGCUGCUUGCUGGCAUGUGGGAAAUGGCCGUCGGUAACACCUUUGGUGCCACCGCUCUCUCCUCUUACGGCGGUUUCUGGAUCGCCUUCGCCAUCGUGCUCACCCCCGGCGGCUUCGAAAUCGGCGAGGAACUCGGCGGCUUGAGCUCCGAGGAGUUCAACCAUUCCAUGGGCCUCUUCCUGAUGGGAUGGUUUAUCUUCACCACCAUUCUGUUGUUCUGCACCCUGAAGUCCACCGUCGCCUUCUUCCUGCUCUUCUUCUUCCUCGACCUGACCUUCCUCCUGCUCGGUAUCUCCUACCUGCAGGGCAACGGCCACGCCCCCGACUCCAGGAUCCAGAAGGCCGGUGGUAUGUUCGGCCUGCUGGCUGCAUUCGCCGCCUGGUACAACGCUCUGGCCGGUAUUGCCGAUACCAGCAACAGCUUCUUCAUCACCCCUGUUGCCCACUUCCCCUGGUCUCCGACCGGUCGCUCGCGCCGCGAGAAGACCGCGCGCGAGAACGUUUAG
Molecule: messenger RNA, 882 nt
Organism: Penicillium chermesinum
Lineage: Eukaryota; Fungi; Ascomycota; Eurotiomycetes; Eurotiales; Aspergillaceae
Product: acetate uptake transporter family protein
Exons: 2
Coding region: 1-882 (293 amino acids)
Cellular component (GO): plasma membrane
Molecular function (GO): acetate transmembrane transporter activity
Source: RefSeq, a predicted model, not a curated record